Racocetra persica is the source of this 303-nucleotide messenger RNA. The record is from the annotation of a GenBank genome assembly. NCBI's taxonomy places the organism in Eukaryota, Fungi, Glomeromycota, Glomeromycetes, Diversisporales, Gigasporaceae.
AUUUCAAAAGCACAUUAUACAACACUUAAAUAUUUAACAGGAUUAUCACCAAAAUCGAUUAAAAAAUAUACAAAAAUAUUUCAUGAUUUAAUAAUAAACACAUUAACAGUUAAUGAUAGCAGGCUAGGAGGAGAACGUAAAAUUGUAAAAAUAGAUGAAUCUAAAUUUAAAAAAGAUGUUUUAUUAAAUACAAAUACUCUUACAAGAAUUAUAAAAAAACAUGUUAUUCCAGGAACAAAAAUCUAUUUAGAUAGUUGGCGUGGCUAUCAAGAAUUAGAAAAAUUAGAAAUGAAACAUAUUCAU